AUGGCGCUGCGCUCAAUGCGGAAGACGCGUGGGUGCUGGGGCUUCAUCCGGGCACUUCAUAAAGCACCCGAAGCUGCUCCUGCCCCCCAGAAAGAUGCCUUGAGGCGAGUAUUCUCUGGCAUUCAGCCCACAGGGACCCCCCACCUGGGCAACUACCUGGGAGCCAUUGAGAGCUGGGUGAGCUUACAGAGCGAGCCCGGCUCCGUGCUGUACAGCAUCGUUGACCUGCACUCCAUCACUGUCCCCCAAGACCCAGCGGUCCUGCGCCAGAGCAUCUUGGACAUGACGGCGGCUCUCCUGGCCUGCGGCAUAGACCCAGAGAGGAGCAUUCUUUUCCGGCAAUCUCAGGUGGCUGAACACACACAAUUAAGUUGGAUCCUUACCUGUAUGGUCAGACUACCCCGAUUACAACAUUUACACCAGUGGAAGGCAAAGAGUGCCCAGCAGAAGCACGAUGGAACUGUGGGCCUGCUCACAUACCCGGUGCUCCAAGCAGCUGAUGUCCUGCUGUACAAGUCCACACACGUUCCUGUCGGGGAGGAUCAAGUCCAGCACAUGGAGCUAGUGCAGGAUCUAGCACGAGGGUUUAACAAGAAGUAUGGGGAGUUCUUCCCGGUGCCCAAGUCCAUUCUAACAUCGAUGAAGAAGGUAAAAUCUCUCCGUGAUCCUUCUGCCAAAAUGUCGAAAUCAGACCCGGACAGACUGGCCACCGUCAGGAUAACAGACAGCCCGGAGGAGAUUGUGCAGAAGUUCCGCAAGGCGGUGACGGACUUCACCUCGGAGGUCACGUACGACCCGGCCCGCCGUGAGGGCGUCUCCAACCUGGUGGCCAUCCACUCGGCAGUGACGGGCCUUCCUGUGGAGGAAGUGGUCCGCCAGAGUGCCGGCCUGGACACGGCCCGCUACAAACUGCUGGUGGCAGAUGCUGUGAUUGAGAAAUUCGCUCCAAUUAAGAGUGAAAUUGAAAAGCUGAAGAUGGACAAGGACCACUUAGAGAAGGUUUUAGAAGCGGGGUCAGCCAGAGCCAAGGAAUUAGCAUAUCCCGUGUGCCAGGAGGUGAAGAAGCUGGUGGGCUUUCUGUAG
Molecule: messenger RNA, 1083 nt
Organism: Pipistrellus nathusii (Nathusius's pipistrelle)
Lineage: Eukaryota; Metazoa; Chordata; Mammalia; Chiroptera; Vespertilionidae
Source: the annotation of a GenBank genome assembly